AAUGUGUUAAAUAAUCCCAGUUGUGUGGAUAUUUAGCUUUUUACGAUUAAUGGUAUGCAUGAAAACAAACGUGUUGGCUAUAGCUAAAAGCGGGCACUGAAAAAAUGUUAGCUAGGCCAUCUAAGCUAGUUAUUGUAGCUAAGUGCGAAGGCAAAUUGAAUUUCAUUUAAACUAGCCUUAUCAAAGAUGCACAAAUUGUAGUUAUUUUAACAUACGCUAUGUUUAUCGAACGAAUAUAGUUAACUAGCUAGGCAAACUAACCUGGCAGAUACAGAACAGAAUAACAAGUUAGCAGGUAGCUAACAAGAAGGACCGAUAUCUGUGCCAGAAGAAUUAAACGUAUCUAUUUAGGUUGAAAUAUCAGUGUAGGUUUAUAAUAAUAUAGGUAGAUGGCUAACGCAUCCUGUCUGUUAACAUAAUCCAAAGAACGCGGACGAAAAAACGAAUGUUACAGUAGUUCGCUCAACCUGCCAACUAGGCUCGAGGUCAUCAGUUAGCUAUCUGCUACUAAUUUACUGUAUGAAUUUGUAAACAUGUAUUUUUACGGGAAGGCCAUAGAGUUGUCAUUGACCGCCUUGGACUUGUUUGAUCCUAAUAAAAGUUACUGAUCGUACCAAGCUAAUAAAAAGUAUGGUUCGUUCGUAAAUCUACUCCGAUUUUCACAGCACUUUUAGUUUGAGUGCCAGAGGCCGCGGAAUAAUUGAGAUAUUUACAAACGCCAUUAACUUUGUUAUGACCGGUGUAAGUAAACUUCGGCAAAAGAAACUGAACAAAAUUGUUGCCAUAAAUUUGUCACUAACCCUCAUGGUAACAUUAAAGCACUCUAACAAUCUCUGCUAGGGCGAGUAACAUUUUCAGUAAGGUGUUAUUUCAUUUGUCUUGAAGUAGCUAGCAAACUAGCCAACUUUGGCCAGUUAGCUUGGGUGCUUGACUGCCGUUGAUCAGAACGCUCAGAUCAACCCUACUCCUCGGGCAGAGCGUCCAGUGUGCACGGUGAACGCACUCUGGGACUCCACAGUUCAUUUACGAAGGCACCCUUUCCAAUUCCUGUAUAGCUAGUGUUAUUGUCAGCCAGGAACACACAGAAUGUUGAUCUGCUGUUUGUUUGGCAAGUCUUAUGUGAACCCAAUAGCUGCAUCACGUGCCAAUGGACCCGCACCCAAUGCAGGACCCUCUAUCCAGGAUUACCUGAGCAGACCACGGCCAACAUGGGAAGAGGUGAAGGAGAUCAUAGACAGGAAGAAGAAAGGCUCCAGAGCCCUGGCGGACUUUGAGGACCAAAUGAACGAGAAUUGGAAGAAGGAGCUGACGAAGAACAGAGAGAAGUUACUGGGUGGCGUUGACAAAGACAAGGAGAAAGAGGAGAAGAAAGAGAAAAAGAAGAGAGAGAAAGGAAGGAAAGAAAAAGGAAAGAAAUCCAACAGGCAUUCCUCUCCUUCAUCCUCCUCAUCAAGUUCUGAUUCCUCUAGCAGCUCUUCCUCAGACUCUGAAGACGAGAAUGAAAAGAGCGCCAAAAGGAAAAAGAAGCGGUCCUCCAAGAAAGCAUCGGAUGUCUCUACUGUAGAAUUGGAGCCCGACGGCAAGGGUGAGAAGAGCCGCAGGAAGAAGAGGAAAGCUGAGCGAAGUCGUAAAGACUCCUUCUCAGAGUUGUCCGCUGACUCCGACAUGGAGGUUGGUGAACCCAAGAAGAGGAAGAGAAGUAGUGAAGAGAAGGAGAAAGACAAAAUGACAGCAGUAGGACAAAUCAAAGAAGAAGAGGAAAAAGAAGCACAAGAAACACAAAGGAAGAAGAAAAAAACAUCUGACGCAGAGUUAGACUAGCGGUGUUGCUCUGUCCACUAGUAGAGAGCUUCUGCCUUCCAACUACCAACAAAUCCCACCUGGGCUGCCCCCAUGACUGGGGUAGUUGGUGCACUAUGGGAACUGCUGGCUUGGGAGUAUUAAACUAAUACCGCGUUCAAAACAACUGGGAACCUGGGGGGGCGGGGGGGAAACAAGCUCGUUUUGAACGGUCAUCCAACUCGGAAUUCCAAGUCGGAAACUCGGGCAUCUUUCGAGAACUGACUUUCCGACCUGAAGAUCACGGACGUUAUGAUUUGGCCUCGUUUAUUUUCUGAGUUCCCAGUUGUCUUGAAAGCAACAUAAGGACUGGUGAACUAGAAUCAAAAUCUGAAAACGAAUUUUUGUUAGAGUUUUUAUCCAAUCUAAAUAAACGUCAAUAAGGAAACCACAAGUCGUCAAGUGUGGCCCAACUGAACUGAAAUGUGCCUAUGAAAAUGUACUUCCAUUUUGUACACGCUUGGUAUGCUGGCCUUCUAUGUAUAAUUUUUACUUGACAAUCUCAUCUUUCUGAAACUGCAUCGCUAGUUACACAAUGAGGUAAUUUUGGGACUUUUAUGCCUGUGCCAUGAUGCGUGUAAUCUGAUAUGAUGGACACUUCUCUUGCCAUCCUCAUAAAUUGGGAUUCUAAAAAUACAAGUCAAAUGGUCAUAAUCACAAGGGACAAUCUGUUAAAUGUAAUGAGUUAUACAACUAUGAAUGAUAUCAAUAAAUUAAUCUGGUUUCAUUAUUAAAGUUAAUGUUUUAGCCAUAAUAUUGUUAUUUUUAGUGGAUGGAUGAUGAAUGAUUCACAUUUAAACUUUUCAUCCAGGACGCAUCAUGAAAUACUGUACAAUUUUGAUAAGGAAAAGUCCCUAAAUGUAUGACUUACUGUACGGUACCAGUCAAAGGUUUAGACACACCUACUCAUUCCAGGGUUUUUCUUUAUUCUGACUUUUUCCCACAUUGUAGAAUAAUAGUGAAGACAUCAAAACUAGGAAGUACCACAUAUGGAAUCAUUUAACCAAAAAAGUGUUAAACAAAUCUAAAUAUUUUUGAGGUUCUUCAAAGUAGCCACCCUUUGCCUUGACAGCUUUGCACAUUCUUGGCAUUCUUUCAACCAGCUUCAUGAGGUAGCCACCUGGAAUGCAUUUCAAUUAACAGGUGUGCCUUAAAUAAUUUGUGGAAUUUAUUUCCUCCUUUAUGUGUUUGAGCCAAUCAGUUGUGUUGUGACGAGGUAGCACACUCAGACAUAAUUUACAAAUGAAGCAUUUGUGUUUAGUUAGUCCGCCAGAUCAGAGGCAGUAGGGAUGACCAGGUAUGUUCUGAUAAGUGUGUGAAUUGGACCAUUUUCCUGUCAAAAUGUAACGAGUACUUUUGGGUGUCAGGUAAAAUGUAUGGAGUAAAAAUAACAAUUUUCUUUAGGAAUGUAGUAAAGUACAGAUACCCCAAAAACCUACUUUAGUACUUUAAAGUAUUUUUACUUAAGUACUUUACACCACUGUAAAAGACCGAGUCCAUAUUAUGGCAAGUACAGCUCAAAAAAGCAACGAGGAACAACAGUCCAUUAUUACUUUUAAAACAUGAAGGUCAGCCAAUAGCCUCAGAAAUUGCAGCCCAAAUAAAUGCUUCAGAGUUCAAGUAACAAACACAUCUCAACAUCAACUGUUCAGAGGAGACUGUGAAUCAGGUCUUCAUGGUCAAAUUGCUGCAAAGAAACCACUACUAAAGGACACCAAUAAUAAGAGACUUGCUUGGGCCAUGAAACACAAGCAAUGGACAUCUGUCCUUUGGUCUGAUGAGUCCAAAUUUGAGAUUUUUGGUUCCAACCGCUGUGUAUUUGUAAGACAGUAGGUGAACGGAUGAUUUCCGCAGGUGUGAUGGUGUGGGGGUGCUUUGCUGGUGACACUGAUUUAUUUAGAAUUCAAGGGACACUUGAUCAACAUGGUUAACACAGCAUUCCAUCUGGUUGGCGCUUAGUGGGACUGUCAUUUGUUUUUCAACAGGACAAUGACCCAACACCUCCAGGCUGUGUAAGGUCUAUUUGACCAAGAAGGAGAGUGAUGGAGUUCUGCAUCAAAUGACCUGGCCUCCACAAUCAUCCAACCUUGGACUGCAGAGUGAAGGAAAAGCAGCCAACCAGUGCUUAGCAUUUGUGGGAACUCAAAGAAUGCCAAGAGUGUGCAAAGCAGGUAUCAAGGCAAAGGAUGGCUACUUUGAAGAAUAUAAAAUCUAUUUUGAUUUGUUUAACACGUUUUUGGCUACUACAUGAUUCCAUAUGUGUUAUUUCAUAGUUUUGAUGUCUUCACUAUUAUUCUACAAUGUAGAAAAUAGUAAAAAUAAAGAAAAACCCUUGAAUCAGUAGGUGUGUCAAAACUUUUCACUGGUACUGUAUGUCAAUGCAACAUCAUUUGGCCAGGGUCAUGAAAUAUACAGUUCCUAGAGAAAGUAUUCACACCCCUUGACUUUUUCCAUAUUUUGUGGUGUUAUUCCUGAAUUUAAAAUGAUUUAAUUGAGA
Molecule: messenger RNA, 4336 nt
Organism: Salvelinus fontinalis (brook trout)
Lineage: Eukaryota; Metazoa; Chordata; Actinopteri; Salmoniformes; Salmonidae
Product: protein FAM133-like
Exons: 10
Coding region: 1087-1821 (244 amino acids)
Source: RefSeq, a predicted model, not a curated record